CCGGGUGUGUGCCGGACCUCCGGCCGCCGGGCUUCAGUUCGUUCUUGCCGGGAUGGCGGCGGCGGCGGCGGCGGCAUCCCUGCCGGCUGCCCCGGUGCUGAUCCACCGGCUGGCGGAGCGCCUGCUGAGGAGUCUCAGCCACUUAUUGGAUCGCGCACCUCCGGGCAAGGGCUGGCGGGAUUUGGCGCAGCUCGCCGGGAGCCGCGGCGGAGUCCGGCUGAGUUCUCUUGAGUUGGAGCAUUGUUCUCUGCAAGUUCUGGCUCCUGAAGGAAGUCCCAGCUGGAGUCUCCUUCAGCUAAUGGGUGAAAGAGGCUGUACCGUUUCGGAGUUGACAGAAUUGUUGCAGUCCUUGCAACACACCGAGGCACUUCAGUUGCUCAAUCCAAGUAUAAAGAUCAUGGUAGAACCAGAAUCCCAAGUUGUUUUAUCUGGCCAGAUGGUGAAACUAAGCUGCUGGGCAACAGGAUAUCCUCUCCUAUAUUAUCAGUGGUUUAAAGAGAAAAAAAUGGUCCCAUAUGGGAAUUCCCCAGAAUUGAUAUUCAAUCAAGUAACUGCAGAAGAUGCGGGAUUAUACAUAUGUCGAGUGAACAGCGAUUCUUCCUAUGAAUUCAGCCAAUGGGCACAGCUGGAUGUUUGUGAUAGCCAAAGAGAUGCUGAUGGAAGCUACUUCGAGUUGCCUGAAAAGAAAAUACACAUCUACCUGCAUCCGCAAUCUCAGAACUUGAUGGUUGGACAAAUGUUAAUUCUUCAGUGUGAAGCCACGGGAAAUCCCACGCCACAGUACCAGUGGUACAAAGAAGAAUCCCCACUUCCUAAUGGAGAGAAAAAGGCUUAUGUGGUAUCCUGCGUAGACAUUGAACAUCAAGGAACCUAUUGGUGUCGCGUGUACAAUAAUCAAGAAAAUGAAGAAAGCAGAAAAGUGGAAGUAACUAUAGGUGGAAAAUCUGUUGCAGUAGAAUGCACGGAAGAUGAAUUAAAUAUCCUUGCAAGACCUGAUCUUGAACAACCAACUGAGAGACAGUUUGCAGUAGAUAAAGUGGCACUACUGAUGGGGAACAUGAGCUACUAUAACCAUCCCAAACUCAAGGCUCCGUUAGUUGAUGUUUACGAGCUGACCAACUUGCUGAGGCAGAUGGACUUUAAAGUGGUCUCCUUGCUGGAUCUGACCGAACCUGAGAUGAGGAAUGCAGUGGAUGAGUUCUUACUGCUCCUGGACAAAGGUGUCUAUGGUCUAUUAUAUUAUGCUGGGCAUGGCUAUGAAAAUUAUGGUAAUAGUUUUAUGGUUCCUAUUGAUGCUCCAAAUCCCUAUCGAGCUGCAAACUGUCUAUGUGUACAAAAUAUCCUCAAACUAAUGCAAGAAAAGGAUACUGGCCUCAAUGUAUUUUUACUGGAUAUGUGCAGAAAAAGGAACGAAUAUGACAAUACUGUUCUCGUCUUGGAUGCCCUGAAGGUUACAGCUAACAUUGUUUUUGGAUAUGCCACGUGCCAAGGGGCAGAAGCUUUUGAAAUUCAGCAGUCUGGAUUGGCCAAUGGGAUUUUCAUGAAGUUUUUGAAGGAACGUUUAUUAGAGGACAAGAAAAUUACUGUGCUGCUGGAUGGUGUGGCAGAAGAUAUGGGAAAGUGUCAUCUUACCAAAGGCAAGCAAGCUUUGGAGAUUCGCAGCAGCUUAUCUGAAAAGAGAGCAUUAACUGAUCCUAUUCAGCAAACUGUAACCUCAGCAGAAGCUUUGGCACGAAAUCUACAGUGGGCAAAAGCGCAUGAACUUUCUGAAAGUAUGUGCCUUCAGUUUCAAUGCGGGGUUCGGAUCCAGCUUGGUUUUGCUGCAGAAUUCUCCAACGUCAUGAUCAUCUACACAAGAAUCGUAACAAAGCCAACUGAAAUAACCGUUUGCAACGCCUACGUCACUGAUUUUCCUCUUGAAUUGGAUGUGGAUCCUAAAGAAGCAAAUAAAGGAACUCCUGAGGAAACUGGCAGCUAUUUGCUUUCAAAAGAUUUGCCCAAACACUGCCUCUACACUAGAAUAAGUUCACUACAGAAGCUAAAGGAAGAUUUAACAUUCACCGUUUGCCUGCAUUAUGAAUACAUGGGACUCGAGGACCCGGUGGAUGAACGAAAGGCGGUUAACAUUGGCAAACCGCUGGUUGCCAAAUUGCGCAUUCACCAAGGAUUUGGAAAGUGCAGCUGCUUCCAGAGCUGUCCUUUGCCUAAUGGCGCUACCUCCGCCCAGUCACUGGCCACAGAAGCAUCUGGAUUCUGCCCAUCUCAGCUUAAUCAGCCGCAUUCUUACAUAGGCUUUGUCCAAUCAAGUCCUUCUCUUAUAGAAAGCCUGAGGCAGUCGCCAAGAUGCCACUGCAGGAUGGUGCCAGACAGAUUAAUUGCAUGGCAAUCAAAGUGGUCACAUUCAUACGAUUCAGACCUGAGCAAUAUUCCUGUGGAGACCACAGAUGAACUCGAAUCUGACUUCUCGGGAAGUUUAAAACUAUCUCAUGAGCCUUAGCCAGCUUCAUUUUGUAGGCCGGAACUGCAUUUUCAAUGGCCUUGCCCUGGGAUGAAAUUCUGAGGCCCGGUGACAUCUUGGUCUGGAGCCAUGCGUUGGGCUUACAGUCCUUGGCUGAGGGAGAAAAAGAGUUAAAAAUGUUUUCAGACAACCAGAAAUAAAAGUUGCAACAUCCCCAGAUAUUAUCCCUCGUGAGGGGGAAGACGAAAAAGAAUUUGGUAAAGGCAGACUAGGUUUCUGUGGGACAUGACUUCCUAAUAACUCAGCACGUUGAUUGUCAGAAUAAGCACAAACUAAGCAGAAGUCUUUAAAAUACAGAAAUUUUAAUGCGCUGAUUGAGAGGCCUACAGGAGUUAUGAUACCAGACUUCCACUUCACCAGGCAAUGAGGAGAGGGAGAAUAGCAGAUAGCAAUAGCACUUAGACUUAUAUACCGCUUUACAGUGCUUUACAGCCCUCUCUAAGCGGUUUUACAGAGUCAGCCUACUGCCCCCAACAAUUUGGGUCCUCGUUUUACCCACCUCGGAAGGAUGGAAGGCUGAGUCAACCUUGAGCCUGGUGAGAUUCGAACUGCCAAAUUGCAGGCAGCCAGCAGUCAGCAGAAGUAGCCUGCAAUACUGCACUCUCACCAUUGCGCCAUGGCAGCUCUAUAGUCCGGAAAAUCAGGUGAUCCCGAUGGACAGAACAGGCAUACGUGUAAGCAACGUUUUGGGAGGAAGAAGAUAAACUGCCUGUUAUGGAGUCUGAAAAGGAGCCAUCACAGAAUGAUCUUUCAAUCCAAAGAAGUGGAUAUUAAAGGAAGUUAAGGGAUACUGAGCACCAACUUCCUUUGCUCUCAAUUUACUGUUCAGUGUGCAGGCCACUGAGAUGGUGGUGGCAGUUGAGUAAGAAAAUCGGUAAGAUAAGAUCUGCCCCCUUCCUUCCUUUUUUCCACCUUUCCCAGCAUUACAGCUUUCUUACGAGAACUAGGUCUUUGCAUAAUGUGUCUGAAGUGCGGUUAAUUUGAACCUGGUCAUUUCUGCCUUUGGUGAAAAUUCUGAAUUAGUUAGUUUGAUGAGCCGUUUGUUUGCUUUCUCGGUUGGCCAUAGUACUUCAAGGAAUCUUCUCCAAAGUCUUUCCAUGAUUGGUCCAGAUUUAGUUCUUCCAGUACCCCAAACAGCCAAAAUAUUCUAGGUUUUGUUUCUGCUGGAUCCUGUCUGUCCUCAAAUUGUUCAUCGGAAAUUCCAGAACAGAUGGCAUCUCCCAGGACCAAGCAUAUCUUCCAGAUCAUACUUAUUGCUUAACGCAUUGUAAGCCGCCCUGAGUCUCCGGAGAAGGGCGGCAUAUAAAUCAAAUAAAAAAAAUAAAUAAAAAAAACUUAUUCUUAAUUCUAUUUCAGAUAUCAGGUCAACUUUAGUUAUUUAAGCAGCUUCAUCCAUAUCCCAUUUACAGUAUUUACUGAUAAUUAUUGGCCUGUCCCCAAAAUUAGGUUUGGAAAUAUCCAGUAAAGAAAUGAAUUCUUGUUCUGGCUUUUUCUUGUAUUUGCUAUUUUUCUUAACAUUCUUAAUUUAAGAUAUUCACCAAAAUCCAAAUAUAACAGUUUUGAAGAA
This is a messenger RNA of Pantherophis guttatus, 4085 nucleotides long. RefSeq names its product MALT1 paracaspase (gene MALT1). Gene Ontology annotation, molecular function: cysteine-type endopeptidase activity. Gene Ontology annotation, biological process: T cell receptor signaling pathway; positive regulation of canonical NF-kappaB signal transduction; B cell activation. The record is from RefSeq and is a predicted model, not a curated record. NCBI's taxonomy places the organism in Eukaryota, Metazoa, Chordata, Lepidosauria, Squamata, Colubridae.